AUGCGUAUACCUAUUUGUGCACAAGAAAGACUUACUAUAACAGUACGGUAUUUGGAAACUGGGGAUGCGCACACUACAAUUGCUGCUAAUUACCGAAUGUCACCAACCACUCUUGGUAGAAUAGUAUAUGAAACUUGUAAUGCUAUUUGGAACAACUUGUUAGGAGAAUACGUAAAAGCGCCUAAUUCUGAAACUGAGUGGGAAAAAAUUGAUAAAGAAUUUGAAACCAGAUGGCACUUUCCACAUUGUGUUGGUGCCAUUGAUGGUAAGCAUGUUCAAAUGUUUGCUCCAGCUAGAUCAGGAUCAAGCUAUUUUAAUUAUAAAAAGACACAUAGUAUAGUAUUGAUGGCUGUCUCUGAUGCAAAGUACCGUUUUAUUUUGGCUUAA
This is a messenger RNA of Hydra vulgaris (swiftwater hydra), 387 nucleotides long. NCBI's taxonomy places the organism in Eukaryota, Metazoa, Cnidaria, Hydrozoa, Anthoathecata, Hydridae. The record is from RefSeq and is a predicted model, not a curated record.